Drosophila grimshawi is the source of this 1476-nucleotide messenger RNA. It is a transcript of the gene Cralbp, whose product is annotated as alpha-tocopherol transfer protein-like. Gene Ontology annotation, cellular component: membrane. NCBI's taxonomy places the organism in Eukaryota, Metazoa, Arthropoda, Insecta, Diptera, Drosophilidae. The record is from RefSeq and is a predicted model, not a curated record. The transcript has 2 exons. Gene Ontology annotation, molecular function: phosphatidylinositol bisphosphate binding. Bases 220 to 1203 code for a protein of 327 amino acids.
GAUUCUGCGUCGAACCUUUGUGCGCUGCAGACGUUAUUUCAAAGCGGUUUUUGCGGGUUUGUCUUUUUCUUUGCGUUUUUUUCUUGCCCACCUAACGUCGCGUGAGUUAACGGCCAUCGAGGCAUUGUGGCAAUCAAAAUCAAACACAAUUAGCAACCGUAAAAUAUUUAAUAUUACGCAUACGCCAGAGAGAACACAGAGUUAAGUAGUGUGAUAAUCAUGAGGGAGACCAAGGUAUUGGAGGAUGGCGAAGUCUCAAUGCUAUCCGAAUCACUGCUGAAGAUUGCCAAACGUGAGCUGAGGGAGGACAAGUGCACGCGGGAGCAGAGUCUGGAACAGCUGCGCAAUUGGGUGCUGAAGAACGAGGAUCUGCUGAAUGUGCGCUGCGAUGACACAUUCCUGUUGCGCUUCCUGCGCGCCAAAAAGUUCAGCGUACCAAUGGCGGAGCAGACGCUGCUCAAGUAUCUAAACGUUAGACGCACCUUCCCGCACAUGGCCACCAAGCUGGACUUUCUGGAGCCGCGACUCGGCGAUGUCAUUGAGCAGGGAUACAUAUUUGCGGCGCCAAAGCGGGACAAGAAUGGCAGGCGGGUGGUGAUCAUCAAUGCCAAAGGAUUGAAUCCAAAGUAUCACACCAGUAGCGACCAGGCGAAGGCCCAUUUUCUCACAUACGAGUGCCUGAUGGAGGAUCAGGAGACACAGAUAACCGGUCUAAGUCAUGUGGGUGACUUUGCUGGAGUGACCACCUCACAUGUGACCAACUGGAAUCCCACCGAAUUCGCACGCAUCUUCAAAUGGGGCGAACAAUCACUGCCGAUGCGCCACAAGGAAAUCCAUCUGAUCAAUGUGCCCUCCACACUGAAAUGGCUGAUUGACUUUGUCAAGAAUCGCGUCAGUUCCAAGAUGAAAAAUCGUCUGAUUAUCUACGGCAGCGAAAAGGAGCUGAUGAAGGGCAUCGAUGCCGACUGCCUGCCCCUUGAGAUGGGCGGCUCCAUGCCGAUGCGCGAUAUGAUUGAGCUGUGGAAACAGGAACUGGCUGCCAAAAGGGAACUGGUGCUAGCGCUGGACUCGAGUACGCUGCUCACAGAUCGUGGCAUACAGCGACGCAGUAGCUACAAUUCGGAAAAGGCCAACCAGGGCACCAAUUUCGUCUCACAGAUCGAGUCCAUUGAGGGCAGUUUUCGGAAACUGGAAUUCGAUUAGGCUGCUGGCUGGCAGACUUCUGAUACGCAGCGAUCAGGCUGAUAGAUAGACAAUAAGUUAAUGUAUAGUAGGCAUUAUCCUUAACUGUUAAAUGGCACACAUGCAGCGCUACGCUUUGGCCAUGGCUCAUCUGCCCGGCUGACUGGCUGGGCUGGGAGCAGGGCACUUCGCUUCGCUUUUCUGGUGGCACCCCGCUUUAAUAAUCCUGCGCUUCUUUUGUAAACUAUUUUUUAUGUGGCGUACAAUAAAAACAAACAACAUAAUCAAGAGGAA